UGUUUGGUCGGAGUAGUCCCCUGGCUCGGGGCUCUGUUGUUAGCUGUCACAAUGAGAGUGAUUACCACUGUAUGUGUCUCUAUACUUCACAUGUACAGGUAAAACAGUGGUGAAACAGCACCAGACAAUAAGACACUAUGGAAUUGUUUGUACUGCUGCUGUUGCUGUGUUUGUGUCCCUCCACUAGAGGUCACCAGGGUCACCAGGACAGUGGAGGUAUCGCUGUUACCGACUUCCAUGACCCCAAGGUUACACAGGACGAGGCCCAUUUGAAGGAGCAUCUGAAGGACCAAAUUAACACGAACCGUCAGAUGACACCACAGGAGAUGGAGUUCCACUACUUCCGAUUACACGACACGAACAACGAUACUAAGCUGGACGGUUUGGAGAUCUUGUCGGCGCUGUCACACAUGGUACCGAUGUCUAAAGUGAAUAAUCAGGAAAAAAUAGGAAAGACAGAGGAACAGAUACAACUCAUGGAAAUAGCACGGUCCGAAAAGGCCAUUAAAUACUUCACAGAUAUUAUCGACAAGGUCCUUAUACAGGACGACCACGAUAGAGACGGGUAUGUGUCCUACCCGGAGUACAUCCGGGGCCGUAGGCGGGACAUGGAGAAUUACCAGAGAGAGAUGGUGAUGCAACAGAAAAAUAUGCAGGCGCAACAGUUUCAGCAGAUGCAGCAGUGGCAGGCAUUUCAACAGUGGCAGCAACAACAGCAAAUGGCUGGUGGACAGAAUCCGCCACCAGGGGGAGCUGCACAGUCCCCGCCCGGGGUACCUUCACCACCAAACACACCUACUCAGGAACAAAUGAAACAAUUUGAAGAAUUUCAAAAAUUCCAGCAGCAACCACAAGAUGUGCAAAAGUUUACACAAACUCAGAAACAGUAGGGUAGAUAGUUUAUCUGUUAAAUCAAUUUUAUUUGCGUUGACCAAAUAGAUUUUAAUUUUUAUACAAAAGACAAGAACGUGCACCAAAUCCUUCACUUCAUGGUAAUAACAAGUGAGUGAUUCUACUGUAGCCUUGGAGAUAUUUGUAAGAGGUAAUAGAAUGUGAACUGUGAAAAUCCUUGAUAAAUGUUUCGCUAUGUAUCUUCAUUAUAUCGUGUUACAUUAACGAAAUGAGAGAAUAGAUUAGCAUUAAUUGUUCAUUAUAACCAUGUAUAUUUAUACCCAUCUCACAACCAUCCUCAUCAGUGUCAAACAGUGAGAUCAUUACCGUACAGCAUAAUAAAUGUAGUCGUUCUAUCUCGUUAA
Molecule: messenger RNA, 1256 nt
Organism: Pecten maximus
Lineage: Eukaryota; Metazoa; Mollusca; Bivalvia; Pectinida; Pectinidae
Product: multiple coagulation factor deficiency protein 2 homolog
Exons: 5
Coding region: 138-890 (250 amino acids)
Source: RefSeq, a predicted model, not a curated record